Megachile rotundata (alfalfa leafcutting bee) is the source of this 2387-nucleotide messenger RNA. RefSeq lists its product as uncharacterized. The record is from RefSeq and is a predicted model, not a curated record. Lineage: Eukaryota; Metazoa; Arthropoda; Insecta; Hymenoptera; Megachilidae.
UGAGCCGAGACCGGGUAGUAGUCCGCUUUGCGCUAUUCGCGCUACAGUCGUCAGUACUCGGCACUCUCCGCUCCUGACUAGUUCGACUCGGUCUCACCCUCCUUCCCCCUCUCUCUCUCUCUCUCUUUUCCCCCUCUGCCCCUUGGGUUUUCGCCUGACGACGCUGCUCUCUCGGGCAUUUCGCCGGAAACCGACGCCGCGCGAGGACAGAGUUUCGUUACGCGUAAUACGUUGCUCUAUCUUUUCCUAACGUUUGUAAGAAGACCACGCAGGCAUCUUGCUCAACGCAUCUAUUCAUCAUGAGCAGCAAAGAAAACAACGAGGUCGCCGUUGAGAAGGUGACCGAGAACGACAAGGCUUCCGGAGACGCGAAGUGCGAGAUCAAAGGAAUGAAGAGGCCGGCCGAGGACAAGAACGAUGAUACGAAAAAACAGAAGAAAGAAGAGAACGGCGAUGGUGAAGUAGAAGAAGAGGACAUUGAGGAGGAAGUUGAAGAAGAGGAAGAAGUCGACGGCGAUGGCGAAGAAGACGACGAAGACGACGACAUACCAGAAGGCGAAGAAGACAUAGAAGAGGGUGAAGAUGAAGAGGAGGACGAUGCAGAAGGCGAAGUAGAAGGAGAAGUAGAAGACGAAGAGGAAGACGCAUAAUGAAAAAGGGAAAGGAGUAUGUAAGUAAGAAGGGAGGUAGGCACAUGGCAUCGUCGUCGAUCUUCGGCAGGUCUUCUCAGCAAACACUUACUCUCAUAUUGAGUGGUUGGUAGCAAUGUUGAUUAUCCAUCGUGCCCGAACCCUAUUGCCUCCCGACCUACGAGUAAAGAUUACCACCUCACCGGAGUUGUGGUGGGCUGACACACAUUAGAAGCAAGCCGCAAUUCUACUGUCUUGGCUCUUCGCAAUUCUGGUCGUCUAGCCAUCACCAAAUACUGUUAGGUAGUUUGAAUUAAAACGAUGUAUUUGUCGUGAGGAAUCUUGAACGUUGAUUUCGUAUAAUGUCGAAGUGAUUCGUAUGCAUUCGUAACGUUUGAUACAAACAUUGUACAUAUUCCCAUGACGAAUGUAUGGUUUUGUCCAAACCAUCUAUCAACUGGUAUUUGUCAUCAUCUGGCUCACUUCGCGGGACAGUUUUAUAACGAAAACUUAUUUAAGAUAUAAAAAAAGCUCUAUUGUAUUUAAAUAGUGUAAAAUGAACAUUUGUGGGUGAUGAUUUUUUUUACAUUUGAAAUCAAAUUUACGUUUGUAGUUCGACGAAUGUCUCUCACCUUGUGCGCGUGAUCGAUUUUUUUUUUUUUGAUCUAUACGUGUAUUUGCAAUGACUGCAGGAGCGCGAGCAAUUAAAAGAAACGAGGAUGAAGAAAAUAUAUAAUAAUGAAUUAAGUGAUACGUAAGACAACAAAAAUAGCAAAUAAAUGCGUAUAAACCUAGAAGGACAUCUCUCGACAUUCGAUGUAUACUAAAAAUGAAUUUUAAUAGUCUUAAAAAGAUUCUGCUACGUGCUCCUGUUUGAUCUGAAAAGAAGAAACAGGAAUUACAAGUUAAUAUAACGCUCGCGCCAGGUAGUGUGGAUGAGUAAUGUGUGACUUUAACAUUGCAUAAUAAUUAUACAUAGUAUGUAUAAAGUUAUGGAAUAAGAAACAUUUUAUUAUUAACGAUAUAAUAUUAUGUAACGUAAUGUAAUGUGGAGAGGUUGUUACACUUUAGGCUUGAAGUACAGAGUGGGGAGAGAAUAUUUCUUACAAACGUUGCAAAUAUUACAGAAUAUUUUUUAUUUGUUCCAAAUAACUAUUCCAUUUAUUCAGCACAUAAACGUAUGUGUACGCGUAUUAAUUUCGAAACAAAUCACACAGUGGAUUCCAAAAAAGAUUUUAAGUGAUAAUGUACAUCAACUAUAUAUACUUAUAUAUACAUAUAUAUAUAAAUAUAUAAAAUAUGUAAAAGAAAUCGGUAAGAAUACUCUCCCUAUUCGAUUGCUCUCGUCCGAGCGUAAUUCAUUUGAUUUUAUGUACUGUGGUUUUAUUUUGACUUCAUCGUCAUGGACAGCACGUAGCAAUGAUUCGUUGACUAUCGCAGAACGAGUGACAGUAUUUCUUUAUUGCGAUUCCUCUUGUAUAUGGUGAUCGGUGUCGUAUUAAUGACAUACUCCCACAGAACUCUAUCAGUGUUUGGUAAUUUUUAAUGCGUUAAAUAUACGAUUUAUUGGUUACCAUCUAAUUGAAAGAUACUCUAUGGCCAAAGUCGAUGGAUAGUUGCGAGUGCCGCGUCCAUGGUGUACCACUUAGUUUGGGAGACUGGUAGACAAAAGAAAAGAAGGGUGAAGAGACAUUGCGGUUACGAUACCAUUGUACCAUAGCUGCAUAAUAAAUAAAGGUAACGAUAAUUUGAAUGCGA